UUGUCCCAAUUCUGCUUCUGUUCAUUUCUAGAUUUCUUGUUUCCACAAAUGUAUGUUGAAUUAUAGAUUGUUUCAUGAAUUAGUAAUUUAGUAUAGUUAGUUUACCAGUGCAGUUGUAUCGAGUUGUGUAUUUAUGGAACCAUGGUUGAUUUAUUUGGCAUCUUUACAGAUUUUGAUUGAGACAGGUCAUAUUGGGAGACAAGCCAGUGGUUAUCUUACCGUCAUAGAUGGAGAAACUAUUGUUUACACAUCUGUUUGUUUGGCUGAUGCUCCAAGUGAACCGUCAGAUUUUUUCCUUCUUUCCGUUCAUUAUCAGGAGUGUUUUUCGGCAGCAGGUUGGACUAGUGGAGGUUUUUUCAAACGAGAAGGAAGGGCAAAAGAUCACGAGGUCGUAGUCGAGCAUUUGUCAGUUGAGGAAUUAGCUGGCAUAAAGGAGGCAUUUCAAUUGAUGGAUACUGACAACAAAGGCAAGGUAUCCCUGGAUCAGCUUCGAAAUGGAAUACAAGAACUCGACUAGCAGAUUCCUGACCGAGAUCUACAAAUACUAAUGGAAGUUGUAAGCAUCAAUUUGUGCUUCAUGGUGUAACAGGGUAUUUGUUUGACUGCGAUUUGUGAUAUAAAUUACUCUUUGGUUACUCCCCUUAACCAUAGUUAAACUUCUUACCUGCAUUUAUUUACAUCCAUGUCAGUAGAUUUGAUUGAGUUUAUGUCUAGCUUGUAUUAAAUUUCAGUGUUAAGAACAGAUUCAAAAUGAGGAGUUAAGAGACAGUCAAAGCUGGUGCAGGUCAACAAGAGUUGAGGCAGUGAAGGCUAGAGCCGCUCAACAAAAUGAAGAGCUAGAGGCACUAAA
Rosa chinensis is the source of this 850-nucleotide messenger RNA. RefSeq names its product probable polyribonucleotide nucleotidyltransferase 1, chloroplastic. The transcript is spliced from 4 exons. Gene Ontology annotation, molecular function: RNA binding; polyribonucleotide nucleotidyltransferase activity; 3'-5'-RNA exonuclease activity. The record is from RefSeq and is a predicted model, not a curated record. The coding region runs from base 134 to 517 and encodes 127 amino acids. Lineage: Eukaryota; Viridiplantae; Streptophyta; Magnoliopsida; Rosales; Rosaceae. Gene Ontology annotation, cellular component: mitochondrion; chloroplast stroma; cytosol. Gene Ontology annotation, biological process: mitochondrial RNA 3'-end processing; mitochondrial mRNA catabolic process.